Cornus florida is the source of this 1173-nucleotide messenger RNA. RefSeq lists its product as uncharacterized. Bases 1 to 1173 code for a protein of 390 amino acids. The record is from RefSeq and is a predicted model, not a curated record. The transcript is spliced from 3 exons. Gene Ontology annotation, molecular function: nucleic acid binding; RNA-DNA hybrid ribonuclease activity. Lineage: Eukaryota; Viridiplantae; Streptophyta; Magnoliopsida; Cornales; Cornaceae.
AUGCCUUUUGGGUUGAAGAAUGCUGGUGCCACAUAUCAGCGAGCCAUGAAUUAUAUUUUUCAUGAUAUGCUCGGCAAGUUUAUGGAGGUAUAUAUUGAUGAUGUGGUGGUAAAGUCAGCAAUGAAGAAGGAACACUUAGUCCACCUUAAAGCAUCUUUUGAGAGGAUGAGGGCUCAUAAGCUAAAAAUGAAUCCAAUAAAGUGUGCCUUUGGAGUAUCGACAAGAAACUUUUUGGGUUUCUUGGUUCAUCAAAGAGCUGGGAAGUUACAUGUGUUUUCCCCGUUACUCAAGUUGAAGCUGAUGGAAGAAUUCAAAUGGGAUGAUAUACAUCAAAGGGCAUUUGACCAGAUUAAGAAAUACUUUUCCAGUCCUCCUGUUAUGAUGCCACCAAAGAAGAAAUGGCUGAUGAAGUUAUAUUUAUCAGCUGCUGAAAAUCCAUUGGAGCUAUCAAUGAAAUUAAGAGUCUAUAUAUUGCCUGUUUUGGUUUAUAUUGUUCGCCAAACCAAUCUUAUAAAGUAUAUGCUAACAAGGCCAUUAAUCACAGGCCGGAUUGGUAAGUGGGCUUUGGCACUAAUGGAAUUCAACUUUGCAUAUGUUCCACAAAAGGCAAUUAAGGGAAGAGCAUUGGCAGAUUUUCUUGCUGAUCAUCCCUCGCUUGAAAUUGAGUCACAAGUAUUUGAUGAGCUUAACUCGGCAUCCAUAUUCAUGACUCCGUGGACUUUAAUGUUCGAUGGGUCAAGUACCAGUGAAGGCUCAGGAGCUGGUAUAGUGAUAAUAUCCCCAACAGGGAAUCAAAUUUCGUUUUCCUUCUUUUUGGAUUUCAGGUGUUCAAAUAAUCAAGCCGAGUAUGAAACAUUAAUUAUCGGCUUGGAAAUUCUAUUGGAAAUGGCAGUCAAAGAUGUCCACAUUGUGGGAGAUUCGAGUUUAGUGAUUAAUCAAAUUUCAGACAACUUUAGAUGUUUGAAUUGGCAAUUAAGACCAUUCCAUUCAUUGGCAACCCAAUUGGUUAAUCAAUUUCACAAUGUGACUUUGGAAUAUAGACCAAGGGCCAUGAAUAAACUAGGUAAUGAUUUAGCACAGACAGCUUCAGGAGUUAGAGUGCCGAGUGGAAUGAAGGAAAGAGUAAUGAAGAUUACAUGCCGAUCUCUUCCAUCAGCUGAAACAAGAAAUUGA